This is a messenger RNA of Epinephelus moara (kelp grouper), 774 nucleotides long. RefSeq names its product LSM8 homolog, U6 small nuclear RNA associated (gene lsm8). Gene Ontology annotation, molecular function: RNA binding. Gene Ontology annotation, cellular component: U4/U6 x U5 tri-snRNP complex; U6 snRNP; precatalytic spliceosome. The transcript is spliced from 4 exons. The coding region runs from base 146 to 436 and encodes 96 amino acids. The record is from RefSeq and is a predicted model, not a curated record. Lineage: Eukaryota; Metazoa; Chordata; Actinopteri; Perciformes; Serranidae. Gene Ontology annotation, biological process: mRNA splicing, via spliceosome.
GGUCUGUUCUCCGGUGUUUUGUCGCUGUUAGCACCUGCCGCCGUUUCUCCGUCACGUUUUUGGAUCCGUUUCACCACCAGCUAACCGGGGGAAACAUUAACCGACCUCUCUGCUGGAUUAAUCACCGCGGAGCCCGACAGGAAGCAUGUCCACCGCCCUGGAGAGCUACAUUAACCGCACUGUGGCCAUCAUCACCUCAGACGGCAGGAUGAUUGUGGGCACUCUGAAGGGCUUCGAUCAGACCAUCAACCUGAUCCUGGAUGAGAGUCACGAGCGAGUGUUCAGCUCCAGUCAGGGGGUGGAGCAGGUGGUGCUGGGACUCUACAUCGUCAGAGGAGACAACGUGGCCGUGAUCGGGGAGAUUGACGAGGAAACAGACUCCACCCUGGAUUUAGGAAACAUCAGAGCCGAGCCGCUCAACUCCGUCGUCCACUGACCUCUGACCUCCCCUCACUCUGUCUCCACGGCGACAGAUGACAGCAUGACUCAGCUGUGUGUAUAUGUGUUGCAGGAGCCUGUUUACUGAUGCAGGUUCACUGAGUGGUCUGGACCAGCUGAGACCUCGAAUCUGCAACACGGACUGAAGUUAAAUUAAAAAAUGUUCCCGGAGGACUCAGUGAACCUUCGUCCGCUAACAGACUCCUGCCCCGACGUUCCUCUGUUUGUGUUUUUUUUAUAUGAAUAAAGAGCUGAUAGAGUUGUUAGAUGAACUUUUUAUGCUUCGGUCAGUUUGUGGCAGAUUGAGAUCGUUUAAAUAAAGUUUCAUUUCUCACA